Fomitiporia mediterranea MF3/22 is the source of this 1227-nucleotide messenger RNA. Its product is annotated as WD40 repeat-like protein. NCBI's taxonomy places the organism in Eukaryota, Fungi, Basidiomycota, Agaricomycetes, Hymenochaetales, Hymenochaetaceae. The record is from RefSeq and is a predicted model, not a curated record. The transcript is spliced from 6 exons. Gene Ontology annotation, molecular function: protein binding. The coding region runs from base 1 to 1227 and encodes 408 amino acids.
AUGCCCGACAUACCCACGGGAGCACAAGUAUUCGACGUCUGUUUCCAUCCGACGGAGUCGCUUGUCUAUACUGGUCUUUUGUCUGGUGGCAUCAAGGCUUUCAGCUACGACGAGCAAGGGCAACAUGAACGAAAAUUCUCAAUUCGUCCGUCUAAGCGGUCGUGCAGAGGUCUUGCAACGAACGAAGAUGGAUCUCAUAUCUAUGCCGUAGGAAAGGGUAAAGCUAUGCAUACUAUAGAUGCCUCCACAGGAGUAAUCAUGGACACACGGACUGCCAUUCACCAAGCUCCAAUAAACAGGGUAAAACGCCUCAUGCCCUACAUGUUAUGUACGGGCGACGAUGAUGGUGUCGUAAAGCUUUGGGAUCCCCGGAAAUCCGAGGAAGUUAGGUCGUACGACCACCACUUCGACUUCAUCUCCGACUUUAUGUGGAUCGGGGACAAGAAGCAGCUUGUCGUGACGAGUGGAGACGGCACGCUUUCCGUUAUAGACGUUCGUUCGAAGAAGCCAGGUCCACUCGCUCAGUCGGACGACCAAGAAGACGAGUUAUUGUCUAUCGUGCCGAUCCGAGGUGGAGAAAAAACAGUUGUCGGUACCCAACAGGGUAUUUUAUCCAUUUUUAAUCGAUCGAGUGGAUGGGGUGAUUGUGUUGAUCGUGUUCCAGGGCACCCGCAUUCAAUCGAUGCUCUCUGUACAAUCCCUUCGUCCUACCCCUCCUCGCACUCAACAAUCCUAACAGGCUCAUCAGACGGCCUCCUACGCGCUGUACAACUCUUUCCGACAAAGUUGCUUGGCGUUAUAGGGGACCAUGGAGAGUUUCCGAUUGAGAGGAUUGCAAUAGAUAAAAAUGGGGAAGGCAGGUGGGUAGGGAGCGUGGGACAUGAUGAAGUAGUAAGGAUGACAGAUCUGAGAGAGGUGUUCGAGGACGGAAAUGGAGACGAAGAAGAGGAAGAUGAGAAGGGGGAUGAGGCUUCAUCGGAUGGUGGAGGACGGGAUGAUUCGGACUUCUCUACCCAACAUGCCAAGGUAAAGACCGAAGAGGCAGACUCCGAUUCCAACAACGAAUCGAACACAGGAGUGGAUGCGGAUUCAGACGAAGAAUCGAGAAAGAAGAAACGGCGGAGGAAAGCAAAAGUCCAGGACCCGAUGGAAAAGGAAAGGAAGAAGAAACGGAGAGCGAGGAAUGACGAGGUUCAGGCGGACGCUUCUUUCUUCGCCGAUCUUUAA